Fusarium verticillioides 7600 is the source of this 929-nucleotide messenger RNA. RefSeq lists its product as hypothetical. The transcript has a single exon. The coding region runs from base 550 to 876 and encodes 108 amino acids. The record is from RefSeq and is a predicted model, not a curated record. NCBI's taxonomy places the organism in Eukaryota, Fungi, Ascomycota, Sordariomycetes, Hypocreales, Nectriaceae.
CACAUCUGGCAGAGAAGUAAAAUGCCCCGUAAUUGUAUUUUAUUUUCCCCCUCUCGCUUUUCACUGAAGAAGCAGCUCAUCAACAAGCAUAGUGACAAGUGGAUGAUAAAAGACUUGGUUAGCGCAAUUCCUUAUCCACCCUUGGUCCGCGUUCCCUUGGCCCUUGUCUCGUCCCAUGUAAAGUGCGUCACUCCAUUAUCCCCGUCACGAACUAAUCUGGCCAUUUUUCCUACCCUGUUCGGGUGUCAACAGGCUGUUUUCUUCUUGAAGUCACUGGCAGUCUGUGUAUGGAGUUGAUCUGGAGUUGGUUUAUCUUGGCCAGGUUAAGGGGCCACGGCCUGGGAAGUCCACAUCGUUCAUUGAUUAUCAAUUUCCCACGAUGAAACCGAGGCCGGCUUUCAGACGAGGCCUUGUUGACAAGCUUGUGUCAGUUUUCACCAAUGAGAAACUUCACUAGCACCCCAGACAGAUCAACUCAGCGCCACGUACUUAGUACAGAGUACAGUAUCUGUGGCUGCUGUCGUAUGUAAGUUGCCCAUCAGGGAGGGCAUGGCUUCUUGGUUUGGAAUUCACCUUGGCAGCAUAGAAAUAUUCAGGACUAUGACCCAGCGAGGUUAUAUGGCUGUGGAGAUAUCAUUCCCUACGAUUCGAAUCUUCAGUUGUUGGCUACUAAGUACCAUUUUACCGGCGAGAGGAGAGAACGGUCAGAGGCUAGAUGAUUCGAAUCCUAUCUGUGACCAUCAAUUUGGUACCACAGCUACCGUAGGAGGUGGCUUUCUUUUGCCUUUGCUCCUGGCAGCUGGAGCUCUUUGGUUGACCAGCCUCAGGGAGGAAAGAAAACUCAAGACCUUGACCCUAAGUGAUAAAAAUACUUAGAUAAAUAUAGCCUAAGCUUAGGGGACUCUUUGCUAAGUUUAUUUUGACACCUU